GGGAAGGGUUCCACCAUAAUGGCUGCGGAAAUAGCUCUGAAAAUCGCACCUGUGUUAGAAGCUCGAUUACGCAACAACGAACCUAUUCAUGGGGCGGACGAGCUGUGUGCUAGCGACGACGACGAGGAUAGUGAAGAUGAAAAGAAACAUGAAAAGCUCCUCAAGGAGAUCAGAUCCUUAUCUUCCAAUGGGAAAAAGAGGGUUGCAUCACAACGAUCAGAGCCACAUAAACAGGUGUCAGAGUUUCAUCUCAGUUCUGUUCAAGAUGGCACACAACAAGUUGAUCUGAAUGAUCUUAUUGGGUCCUUGAACAACACAAAUGAAUAUGGCAGUCUCAAGAAAAAGUUGGACAGUAUGCAGAGGAAUUCAAAUACCCUUGAUGUUCCUCUGCCAAAACCAGAAGUACAGAAAAUUCAGCGCACAAUUGCGUAUGGAGAAACCAAAAAAGAUAUUGAAAAAUGGGCGCCCACUGUGAAAAAGAAUAGAGAGGCUGAACAUUUAUCAUUUCCACUGAAACCAUACACACCACCUGUACUGUCACUGAGCGGAUUGGCAGUGAAGUUCAAGCCUCGCACUCCCCUGGAGGAAGAAGUUGCUGCAGUUCUGAGGGGGAGCAGUCAUGUUCUUGAGCGGAGGAACAAGGAGCUGACAGAAGAAGAAGAGAAAGCAUUACUUGGCAUGGAUUUAGAGGAGGCAAAGGAGAGAAGACAUGAAUUACAGAAGCUACGAGCACUGCAGUCUUAUUAUGAAGCAAAAUGUCGUAGGAUGAAGAAAAUCAAAAGCAAAAAAUAUCAUCGGGUAAAGCGGAAAGCUGAGAAACGUGCAGCUGAAAAAAGAGCUGAAGAAGAUCCUCAGGCAGAAGAUGAUAAAGAUGCUUUGGAAAAAGUUGAAAAACUAAGAGCUGAGGAACGUAUGUCACUCAAACAUCGGAAUACUUCAAAGUGGGCCAAGCACCUCAUAACUAAAGCAGGAAAGAAUGCAGAUGCUAAGAAAUUACUGCAAGAACAACUACGUAUCAGCCGAAACUUGACACAGAAAGCUGCAGAGUUAGAAAGUGAUGAAGAAAUGGAGGCACCAAUGCAAGAGCCAGGUUUGGAAGAUAAUGAAGAGGAAUCAGACAGUUAUGGAAAUCUUGUUACUUCUGAGGACAAUCCAUGGAAGCUUGACACAAGUGGGGCAGGAUUUCAUUCAUUAGAAACUUCAAACAACGUCGACAAUGAUUCUUCUAUCAAGCUCCACCGGCUUCAGCCAAUCAGAACACAGGAGGCAGAUAAUGAGGAUGAGGAAGAUUCAGAGCAACUUGAUGUUCAUGAGAGGGAGACUGAGGAAGAGUUUGAAUUACAACCGGUCAGUGUCACUCAGAGAUCCACAAAGAAAACAAAGAAACAACACUUUGAAGAGGCGAAAAUCAGAAAAAAACGGAAACCCAAAGACACUGGGGACGAAGUGACCGUAAAAAAGAAAAAACAAUCUGAUAAGUCGAAAAGAAACUCUAAACAUAUUCUUAAUGAAGCGAAAAAGAGUCGUUCUAAAACUCAACACGAGAUAAAGAUGGUUAAUAUCUCUGAGGAUACGAAAGAUGAUGGAACAGGCAGCACUGGUCAGAGAAAUUCCUUUACGAAUGGAAAACGUGCUGGAAACGACGCUAGUGCUGAAACAGUGAACUCAAAAUCAAAAGAAAUUCGUGUGGACCCGACAAAAAUUUUUAGAAUCGAGGAUCAAGGAAAUGUUGGGAGUGAUUCCCUUCAACAGAAGCGAAUCGAUAUUCAGCAAGCGUUCGCCAAUGAUGAUGUUGUAGAAGAGUUUAUUCAGGAAAAGAAGGAGAUAGAGGAGGCUUCCACACCAAAAGAUGUAGACCUGAGUCUGCCUGGUUGGGGAAGCUGGGCUGGGGCAGGUAUAAAACCAUCUGUGAAAAAAAAGGAGAAGUUUAUCAAGAAAGCCGACCCAGCCCCUCCCCGGAAGGACAAGAAUUUGGCGCACGUGAUUAUUAAUGAAGAGAAGAGCCAGUUGUUCAGUAGGAAUCAGGUUUCCUCGGUUCCCCAUCCUUACGGAAACCAUGUACAGUUUGAAAGGAGCGUGCGGAAUCCUGUGGGUAAGCACUGGAACACAAGCACAACUUUCAAUCAACUGACAAAACCACGUGUGUCGACUCUCAUUGGCACGAUUAUAGAGCCCAUGAGAGCGACUAAAGAAAUCAAGCGGAGCCAUCCGGAAGACAGGAAAAACAAGAAGUUGAAAGGAACCUCAGGAAUUGCAAUGCACAGCUGACAAAGAGAACUGUGUUGACUGAUAACGUACAUAUUAAGAUACGGAAAUAAAUAAAUGAAUUAA
This is a messenger RNA of Pocillopora damicornis (cauliflower coral), 2331 nucleotides long. RefSeq names its product U3 small nucleolar RNA-associated protein 14 homolog A. The record is from RefSeq and is a predicted model, not a curated record. Lineage: Eukaryota; Metazoa; Cnidaria; Anthozoa; Scleractinia; Pocilloporidae. Gene Ontology annotation, cellular component: nucleolus; small-subunit processome. Gene Ontology annotation, biological process: rRNA processing.